Anthonomus grandis grandis is the source of this 5005-nucleotide messenger RNA. RefSeq names its product cadherin-86C. The record is from RefSeq and is a predicted model, not a curated record. Gene Ontology annotation, biological process: homophilic cell-cell adhesion. Lineage: Eukaryota; Metazoa; Arthropoda; Insecta; Coleoptera; Curculionidae. Bases 230 to 4747 code for a protein of 1505 amino acids. Gene Ontology annotation, molecular function: cadherin binding; calcium ion binding. The transcript has 25 exons. Gene Ontology annotation, cellular component: plasma membrane; catenin complex.
UUAGCCCUUUAUCGCGCCCUUUUUGGUUUAUGAUUAUUUAAUUUGAGGUGCUGAAAAAAUCCCCUCGGGCAAGACUGUUUAUCCUCUCAAUUAGUGGGUUUAAUUGUGAUUUGUACAUAAAAGUUGUUAUGAGUUUAUAUUAAAAAUUAGAUGUUCUUAAGAAAAUGAUAUUAAGUAUAUUUUAUAUGAUCGAAUGGUGUAAUUUAUAUGUGAUUACUAGCACAAUAUAAUGGAUUCGGAAGGCUUUAAGUCAGUGAAAGGGGUAACAUGCGAUCCCUCGACGGUGGUGGCGAGGGCAGACAAAUUUUCCCUCCGAAAAUUUGCAAGGACUUCCCGUUAUUUCCCUGAGUCGGCGAUGGGCCUGCUGGUGAUCGUUUGCUGUUAUUAUUGCUGCGCACCCGUUGCAGUUUCAGCAAUUUUGGUCUUUGACACGACAGCUCUCCUUAACGAAGUACUUAUACCAGCAGAUGCUCCAGUAGGCUCUGUAAUCUAUAGACUUAGAGUUUCAGACACUGCCUUUGACUAUCCACUAAAGUUUUAUUUGCGAGACUCUACUACUGUUUCACUGGAAGCUCUUAACUGUACAAGAUUUAAUUCUGUGUGCCAAGCAAACUUAAUACUAAGAAAAAAAUUAGAGGUUGGGAGGUUUUACGAUUUUAGAAUAGAGGCUAGAAACCAAAAAGGUGAGUCAGCUGUCAUGAAUUGUUCAUUUCAAGCUACAAACGCCACUACGCCCAUUGAAAAAAUAUUCCCUGGAGCACCUACUUUGUUAACAGUUUCUGAAAAUGCCAGGAGAAACACGGAGUUGGGUACACUUAUUGCCAGAGGAAACCCAAAUAGAAUUAAGUCGGUGUAUAUGGAAUUAUAUGGCACCGAGCAGUUUGGUAUCCAUCAGAAGUUAAUAACAGAAAAGGACGCAGAAGGUACUAUAAUACUGCUUACUCCUUUGGAUUAUGAGAAAAAGACUGUUCAUCAUUUGACCAUAUUAGCCAAUGAUCCUUGGACAAAUAUGAAAGAAGAUACAAGAAAUAUAGCUGCAUGGCCCUUGUUGGUUGCCGUUCUGGAUGAACAAGAUACGCCACCAAUUUUCACUAUUGCCCCUCCUACUACCACUUUAAGUCUAUCACUUAAACCAGGAGAUACAAUUUUGAGGGUGCAUGCAGAAGACGGAGAUCGGGGCUCACCUAGACCUAUAAGAUACACAUUGGAUGCAGAUUCAGUCAGUUCGUUUUUUGAUAUUUCUGAGAAAACGGGGGAACUCACACUAGCUCUUCCAAUAUCACAAGUACUUUCGUUUCCCACUCAAGGCCAACCAAUUUUGGUUAAGGUCACUGCUGAGGAAGUAAGGUCAAGUUCCCAGGAACCACCUUCACAGUCUACUACUGUUCAGUUGGCUUUAAUUCCUCCAGGUAUAACUCUAGGUACACCAACCUUUGGUGCCAUAGAAUUCCAUGCUUUACUAGAUGAAAAUGCGCCAGUCGGUACUGUAUUGGAUAUACCUCAGGCUGAAAUCAGCACAGAACCUGGUGAUAUAGUCACUUUACAGUUAGAGAAUAACAAUGGAACAUUUGAUAUAUCUCCAAGUGUCGUUGAAGGGUUUGCUAAGUUUAGAAUUAGUGUGCACAAUAAUCGUCUUUUGGAUUAUGAAGCAAGACAUUUCGUGGAAUGUUAUAUAAUAGCCAAAGAAUUAGGUAAAGGAAACUAUUCUACAAGAGCUAAACUAACAGUUGUACUAAAUGAUGUGAACGACAAUCCUCCCCAGUUUGUUAAAGCUGAGUUUACAGGAAGUGUGGCAGAGCUUGCACGUGUUGGUACUACAGUGUUAAUAGUAGAAGCCACCGACGUAGAUAGACAGCCAGGAAGUAAAAUCCGAUAUACACGGCUUAGUGGGUCUGGAAGUGAGUUCUUUAGCUUAGAACCUGAUACAGGAGUAAUAAAAGUAGCCAACUCAAACCUAGAUGCAGAAACUACACCAACAUUCACAUUAGAUGUUGAGGCAGCAGACGAAGAUGGUGAAGGAUUAACAGCAACAGCAAAAGUAUUAAUAACUUUAAUAGAUGUGAAUGAUAACCCGCCAGUGUUUGAAAAGGAUAUUUUUGAGUUUAUUUUAAAUACCGAUCGGACCACUUUUACCAGCCAGGCUUUCGUAAAGGCCUUUGACUCGGAUAUUUCUUCGCCAAAUAAUGAGGUCUGGUACGAACUGCUUACUUCCAAUAAAGAUUUGUUGCUUAAUGAAAAAACUGGAGAAAUUUCUGUAAAAGGUACAUGGAACUAUGACGAACUGGUUUCCAUAAAAGUUAGAGCUUAUGAUAAGGGAACUCCUAGGCUUUUCACAGAUGCAGAGGUAAGGCUGUACCCUCCUGAAGCGAAAUCUCGAAAAAUGAUUUUUAUAGUACCAGGGAAAUAUCCUGAUACCCAAAACACCGAGAGAACUUUAAGUGCUCUUACAGGAAGUAAAGUAGUAGUAGACGAAGUUCGACCAUAUGCUGGACAUGAACCUGGCGCUGCAUACGUUACAAGAAAUGAAGAUGGAGAUAAGAGCGUAGUAGUGGCAACAGUGCACUAUACAAAAGACUCCAUAGUAGACAUAAACCGAAUUCAACAACUCUUGGAUGAUCAAAAUCAACAACAGAAUUUUCGAGAAACCAACAAAAACCCACCACCCAACCAGCAAACCGACAAAAACGUAAAAGAAAAGGAGGAAACGAGGAUACAACAAAGCGGAGGAGGAGACCUUUAUUGGUUGCUCAUUUUAUUCAUUAUACUAGCCAUUUUGGCUGCUAUUAUACUCAUACUAUGCUGUAUUUGUCGACCAUGUCCUUUGUAUAUUCCUCCUAAAAGGAAAAAAAUUGGAAGUAGUGGUGAUGUUAUUGAGAAAAUGCUUAUUAGAGGUUUUGGUAGCGGAAGAAAAAAUAAAUCAGUUCAAGUAGCCGAGUGGUUUGGUCGAAAAGAAGCCUGGAGUGCUGAAGAUGAUCGUCAGGCAGUGCAUGCUGCGACCACUAUGGUUGAUGGAGAAGUGGAAGCUGAUUCAUUAAGACGUCAUGAAAUGGAGCGAGGGUCAGUAAGGGGAGAAGUCAGACAUAUACCCUUAAGGGAGCAGCAUUUACAGCAAAGCCAAAGUAUGCAACAUUUAAAAAAUGUACAGCAACAAGACUUGACUAGAGACCAGAUGUAUGUGCGAGAAGGAAAUGCUGAAAUUUUAAGAUUAGUUACCAGGGCUGGAGAACCUAUAAAUAGAAACUCAGCUCCAAUUAUUGAUCAAUAUCAACAGCAUUACUUAGUUGAUAGCGGGAAAGAUAUUUUAAUGAGACGGUUUAUUGAUCAACAGCAAGCAGAGGCAGCAAGGACGCAAGUUUUGCUACCAAACGCAGUAACCAAACUUCAGACAGAACAAGAGUUCUUGGAAGUAUCUCUUAGGCAACAAAAUGCCCUCUUAAGGCAACUAAUUCUGGAUCGAGAACGAGAUUUGAGGUUGGAAACUCAGUCUUUACCAGCAGGAACUCAGACUGACCAAGAUAUGGGAACCCAAACGGAACCCCAGUACCUUUUGCCACCACGAAGACGUGUUCAAUCAGAUUUGGACGCUUCUGAUUAUGGGUCAGAUGAGGAAAUCGCUGUUAUUAAAGCAAAAGCUAAACGAAGACAUCGUGUUAUGAAGCCUCGAAAAAUUAAAACUCCUAUUCAAGAAGAAGAAAGUGAUGAAAUGGAUUUAAUUGAGAAAUAUGAGAAACCUUACAAGCAGUCCAGCAUAGAGAAAAUAGAAGUUCAAAAAACAUCUAAACCGAUGCGGACAAGUCAGUCCAGACAGAAAACGGUCAGUGUUGAAACUAGUGCAUCUAGUAGAAGGUCAAGAUCGAAAUCCUCUAGAUCCGGAUUAAGAAAAGAAGUGCUAAAGGAAAUUUCAGUAUCAUUGGAUCAAAGUGAAGAAAGUGAUCGGAGUUAUUACAAUAAAAAGAAACCUCCACCAGAAAUUUACUCAGAGGACAGCUUGGAAGAAGAUAUUAGCCCAAGAUCUGAAAAAACAACUGAUUCUGGCAAAUAUAGGCAUAGAUCAGAGUCUACGGAUCCAUCUAGAUCCAGACGUUCCCGUUCAGAAUCUGUAGAAUAUACAAAAAGAAAAGCUUCUCUAUCUCCUCAAAAUGCUUCCAGACAACGUAGCUUAGAACCUUCGCAUAUUAAGCAGCGAUUUAAGUCUGAAACUGACUUAAGAUCGGCGAGAGCGACAAAAAAAGCUUCCGCAACAACAGAUCAGAGAAGAUCUUCGGAGUCAAAAAGUCAGAGUCAAUUGGACUUAAGUAGCGAAAGAUCAACUAAAAGAGAAGAUAAGGCGAAGAAGGGUGCUGUAAAGAGAUCGUCAAGGUACAUGGAAUGGUAUACGAAAAAGCAAAACGGUGAAGUACCAAAAACUGAGAAACCCGAUCGAAGAAAAUCAGAUGCAGAAAUAGAAAAACUGACAAAACCCGCAGUGGUAGAAUCUCGGUUGUUUAAAGAAACCAUCGCGAGCUCUGGAAAAAAGUCCGAACCUGCAACCAAGAAAAGUACUGUGGGGCCAGACCACCCCUUGUUACAACAUUCUGAACAUAGAUAUGAAGUCCAAUAUCCGAAAAAAAGACCAGAAGAAGACACGGACAGUGGAAUAGUCCUUAUGAAACCUGAAAUGGCACAAAAGAAAAGCAUUUUCACAAUUGCAUAUAACGAUAUUCAUACGAGUCAGCUAAGGCCCGACAGUUCAAUAAACACUCCAUAAAUCAUUUUGUAUAGAGAAUAUUUAUUGUUAAAUGGUUCUAAUUAUUAGUUAUAGCUUUUUAAAAAAACUAUGCAUAUUGUAAUUGAGUUUGUAUUUUUGAAGGAAUGUUAAUGACGAAAAUAGAUAGACAAGUUGAAAAUAUUAAAUUCAUUAAUUGACCAGGUGUGUAACGCCGAGCUGUCUUAUUUUUAAACAAAAACAAGAAUUUUAUAAAUCUUAACUUAAAUAUAUUUUAAAAGUAAGAAUUGGAUCAGUCUU